Molecule: messenger RNA, 3441 nt
Organism: Ctenopharyngodon idella (grass carp)
Lineage: Eukaryota; Metazoa; Chordata; Actinopteri; Cypriniformes; Xenocyprididae
Exons: 6
Coding region: 787-3192 (801 amino acids)
Source: RefSeq, a predicted model, not a curated record
UUAAACUUUUUUUUUUUAAAUUUCAUAAUGCAUAUUUCAUUCUUUUGUUGUUUAUUUAGGAUUUUUUAAAAAAGUAUUUGUUUCCUAUUUAUUCAUUAUUUUUCAUUAUCGUUCGCCACAGAAAUGUCGAAUCAUUUUCAGAGCGAUUUUUUUUUUUUUUUUUUUUUUAGCGGAUGAACGAUAAAAACACUGAAAGCCAAUCAGAAUCCUUCAUACUUUAAAUCGCGCGCGCUUUCAAUAAAUCGACCGUUUGUCGGUGUGGACGCGUCGUGAAUAUACGUAGUUAUCAUUAUAGUUAUUGUUCUUGGUGUGAACGGGUCUUUUAUACUCGUUAUUUGAUAAAACAUGUUUUGUUUAUCUCUCUCUCUCUCUCUCAGGCGCGUGAUUCGCUCAUUCGCCGUUCACAGUCCGGAUCUCCCGUUCACAGAUGCCGUGAACGCGGCCGUUCAGGAGUGGAGGAAAAUCUCAAACUUUGAACGCGAGCAAUAUUACAUAAAUGCCAGGAUUUAUUAACAUUAUGAUUAAUAAUUAACAUUUAUAAAACGUAUUUAAUUAUAGCUACAAUAAUUGUGUAUUGAUUUAGUGCUGUUUGGAGGAUAACAUUUUUGGGAAAUUGAGUUUUUAAAAAGGUCACGUGUGUAAAGAAAGCCUAUAUAUAGAAUAUAAAGGCACAAAUUUACUAAUAUCAGUAUCAUUAUGUUUGGAACACAGACAUGAUGAUUUGUGUUUGUUUUUGAAAGUGUGCAGUUCAAAUCUGCAUUCUUCAGCAGUGAGCAACUGUUUCAGAUGGAGAACCAAAGUUCAGCACAGCCUUUUUCACCUCUUCUGCCACUCCAUGAGGAUAACGAGGCGCUGCUUAACUACGAACGAACACAUCCAGAAGAGAGGAGUGUAACCGACAGGCCUCUUCAAGAGGAUCAGACUGAAUCACAACCAGUCAGAAUGGACGAUUCGCAAUGUUUUGAUGCUGGAGACGUGUUUCUUGUGCCAGAAACACCUGCUGAUUCCCAACUGAAGCUGAUGCGAUCAAUGAAACCUUCUCAAACAUCUGUUCGUUCUCCUCAGACGCUUCAUUCGCUUCAGUAUGAAGAGCUUGAGGAAAGUCGUCAAUGGUAUCGACCAGCAUUUGACUCUGAAGAUCCUGGAAGAUCACAAAACCUUCAUUUCCCAACAUCAAUCCAUCAAUCAGUUCCUCAGGAGGAACUAAACCGCAUCCCACAGUUCAGUGAAGACCGCCAACCUCCAUCUACUCCUAUAAAUGUCAAACCAGUAACUCUUUUCACACAUAUUAACCCUUUCCACGCACCUCAUCUUAACCCUUCGUGGCCCGUUCUAGUACCUCAUUUCAACCCUAUAGCUCCAGCGCCUCAUCAGAAUCCAUUCUGCCCCAUUUACACACCUCCGCUACACUUUAACCCAAACCGCACCGCUCUAGUGGCUUGUGGGGAUUCGGCCGUCUCCUGUCUAGUGCUUCAACCGCACAUGAACGUUUACCCUGUUUAUCCCACACCAUACCUGCAUUCAAACACACAGAGUCCCUCACAGGCCUCGCUCUCCAGCGAUUCCUCGGCUAGACGGUUUCCUGAAGAUGUGUGUGACUCGUACGGACUGUGGCGGAGGCUGUGUGAGACGGCGAAGGGCUUCAGCUCCGGCAGUCCAGACACUGAGGCUCUGGCGUGCUUCUUCAUGCGCGUGAUUCGCUCAUUCGCCGUUCACAGUCCGGAUCUCCCGUUCACAGAUGCCGUGAACGCGGCCGUUCAGGAGUGGAGGAAAAUCUCAAACUUUGAACGCGAGCAAUAUUACAUCAAUGCCAGGAUGUUCAUUGAGUUGGAAGAUCAGGUCAAGAGCGCCAACAGAGCAGAUGAAGAUCAGUCGAUUCCUGCUCAGACAGGUAAUGUGAAGAAAACAAGAAAAAGAUCUAAUAAGGUCGUCCAAGAGCGGCCGGUUCAAGAUCUCGCCGAGAGCGCGCUGACGGAAUACUCACAGGUCAUGGACGCUCUAGAGUCAAAGGUCAGCGGUGGGUCAGAGGUCACCGAAGCCGAAGAGGAGGACGUGUGUGCGCUGUACCUCAACCAGCUCUUCAACCACAGUGAAUUUACGACUGAGGCUGGUUUCGACGUGGACUACAUCAGCUCUCUUCUCUCCGCAGAUCACAGCCUCACAGACGACCUUAAGGAAAAUUCCCAGGAUGUGUUCUCCGGUAUUAUUCCGGAGCCAGUCGCCGGCUGCUCCAAUUGGAUUGACACUACGGUUUCUGAAGCACAGGUUCUGCCAUCAUCCGCUUCACAAUGUGAUUUCAGCACAAAUCUUCAAGAUCACAUGAUGCAGAAUGUAUUUCAGAUGUCCACACCACCGGAAUUAGUGUGGUUACAGGAUAACGUCGUGGAAAAUGACAGCCAGAAUGCAUUUCAAACAUUAACCGAGGCCCAAAGUUCAGAUCAAAGCUUUUCUGUUCAAGAAACGAUUCAUUCUGCUCUCCAAGACUUCGGUCCAGAAGCUGAUGGAAACUCUUCAGGACAAAAAGACAAGACUUCGUACGUUGCUGAACUUGAUUCUACCGUCCACUCCAACUGCUUCAGUCUUCAAAACUACAAAUCCCAUCAUGCAACAAUUACUCAUUCCAUAAAACAUCCCAAAACCCCUGCGAAUGGUGGAAUGGAGCAUGAUGGAGAGGAAAACAAGGUAGUUGGACAAAAAACAGUAAAAAGUACAAAGGAGAAGGGUAACGUGGAUUCGGACAUUCCCAACGAUUCUCAGAGAGUGAGAAAUAAUGCAACAGAAACACAGACAAGCAUAAAGGAGAUGUCCGAGGAAAAGAACGUAAACCAAAAUAAAAAACAGAAGAGACGACGUAGAAGACGGAAGCAGCGAAAGAUCACAACGCUCAAUGAGAGAACAACCCUGAAAACAGACGAUAAAGACAGAAGGAGGCCAAAAACAGACCAAAGGCACAGAAAGACUCAAGACGGUCAACGAAGAUCAGCAACCUCAACGAAAAACGAAAUAAUCGUAGAAAGAGAGCAGCGUACGGAUGUGACCGAGACGAGAUCCUCCGUGAAGGACGGAAGGAGAGGGAAUCUACGGCAACAUGAUGGACAGAAGACAGGAGAAAAUUUGCAAGACGAGUUAGAGAAACGCCAAAGGCCGAUAAAAACGGGCAGAUCUCACGAAGCGAACAAAGAGAGAAGAUGAAUGAUGGAAGCAGAAAGAAACAAUGGAAAUAUAUAGACGGGCAGAGAGCGGACGGCCAAAAAAGCAGCAAAAAUUGGCCAUUGUAGGGAAUGGUGAUUUUCAAUCGCACGAGAGCAGCACGUACACGAGACGCAGCCAAAACUCGUACAAACGACAAACAAAGAGGGCUGAGAAGGUUCAAAAACAAAAGAAGGUGGACGGACAUAACGAAAAAAACCCACUUGAGACAUAAUAAAGCAUAUAAAUGAA